Molecule: messenger RNA, 267 nt
Organism: Calidris pugnax (ruff)
Lineage: Eukaryota; Metazoa; Chordata; Aves; Charadriiformes; Scolopacidae
Gene: NUDT8
Product: nudix hydrolase 8
Exons: 2
Molecular function (GO): coenzyme A diphosphatase activity
Source: RefSeq, a predicted model, not a curated record
GGGGCGGCGGCGGCGGUGGCGGCGGUGCUGGUCCCGCUGUGCUCGGUGCGGGGCCGCCCCGCUCUGCUCUUCACCCUCCGGUCCCGCCGCCUGGGCGGCCCCCACAGCGGCGACGUCAGCUUCCCCGGGGGGCGGCGGGACCCGGCGGACGGCGACGCGGUGGCCACGGCGCUGCGGGAGACGCGGGAGGAGCUGGGGCUGGCGCUGGGACCCCCCAGUGUCUGGGGACAACUGCGGCUGCUGCCAGACCGGGUACCGGGGACACCG